This is a messenger RNA of Saccostrea cuccullata (small rock oyster), 840 nucleotides long. RefSeq lists its product as uncharacterized. NCBI's taxonomy places the organism in Eukaryota, Metazoa, Mollusca, Bivalvia, Ostreida, Ostreidae. The coding region runs from base 75 to 635 and encodes 186 amino acids. The record is from RefSeq and is a predicted model, not a curated record. The transcript has 3 exons.
AUAGACAAUGACAACUUAUUAAAGGUACUAUGGUGAAUAUCUCUAUAUUUUAACUCUUACUUUCAGAUUUUGAAAUGGGUUUAUCAUCCCUGGUUAUUGUUCUGUUAAUUGUCUUGGACACUGUAAUUGGAUUGAAAUGCUCUAAAUGUACUCACGUGGCUAUAACUGACGCCCCUUCAAUUCUCGGUCCAAUUCUCAAAAACAUUCCAUUGACCGAAAGUCCUCAAUGUGCCAGCACCCCUCCAGGACAAGCAGCCGAUGGCGUGAGUUUGGUUGAGUGCCCCAGUAAUCAAAAGUCAGGACAAGUGUACAAGUGUGUGACAUACACCGGCACUGUCACCGUGGAUAUUAACGUACUCAUCACCACAGCUAGUUUCAAAGCUGAAAUAGCUGACCGUGACUGUGUGCUGAUGGACCCAGCAGUCCCUGCUUCAUGCACCCCACAGGACAACAUUCCUGCUGAUAACGCUGAAUUGAAAUCCGUGUUCUCUAGUCUAUCUGGUCUCAAUGCUGUCACCUUCGUCGGUACCAAAUGCGUGGUAGACGAGAAGUCAACAGCAACACAUCUGAGUGAAACCAACAUUGUCCUUUGCACGUUCAUGCUUCUAAUCUCUAACUAUUUAAAUCAUCUUUGAUUAUAAGAAUCGAUCAUACUUAAUUACCCUUUUAUACAUGGGAUACACUAGUAAUCUACAUAAUUAUUAGAAUAGAUUAUAGUUAGACCAUCAUCCAGGAGAUAUCAUUCACUGAAUAAUUUGUUUCAUAUUUCCCGCUUUGAUUUUCGUUGAUAUAUAAUCAGGUGUCAUGAUAUUACACUACUUUUUCAGGCGUUUUCAUACA